Messenger RNA from Rubroshorea leprosula, 937 nucleotides. The record is from the annotation of a GenBank genome assembly. Lineage: Eukaryota; Viridiplantae; Streptophyta; Magnoliopsida; Malvales; Dipterocarpaceae.
CUGUCUUCUUCCCGAUCCUUCCUCCCGAAAAGCCUCCAAGCCACCGACUUUCCCCCCUUGAAAAACCCGGUGAAGGCCUCUUGAAAUUUCCCUCCUUUCUUGCUCAAAAACCAAGUUUCAGGCCUAGAACACUCUCUCCUAAACCCAGAAAUUUUCCAGAUCUGCGCUGUCCUCUUCCCCUCUGUCCAUCGGCCUUUGCUGUGUCGGGUUGGGUUCGGUUUUCUGUUUCUGGUAGAGUCGUGAGCUUCUUCCCCCAAAAUCCCGUCAGCUCCCAUGCUCGCCUGGUGCGAGUUCUGUUGGCCGGAAAAAAAAAAAAAGAGAGGAAUUCCGGUUCCUGAUCGUUCUGUCAAUUUAGCACUGAGAUCGAGCCUUUGGUUUUAAGCAAGUGAGGUAAGUAAAUUUAUGGUAAUACCCGUACUGUUUUUAAAAGCAUGUUUUGGUUUGUUUUUGAAAUGGUGGCGAGACUAAACCCAUUUUAUGCAAAAUAAGUAUGAUUGUUUUGAACUGAAAGUUUUUAUGAUUUUUAUGGAUUAGAGCAUGCCUACUUGAAGUUCAUUUGAUUGUCUUGAUGAUUUGAAAGUUAUUUGUAAAGACAGAUUUUUUGUUAACUUCUGCCUAUUUUGUCUCCGAUGUGGUUAUGUUAUUGAUGAUCCUGCUAGUGGGGGUUAAACGCUAGCACAUGUCGACAUGUUAUUGAUAAAACCGGUUCGUCCGAAUGACCCUGCUAGUGGGGGUUAAACACCAGCAAAUACUGUAGCCUGCCAGUGGGAGGUUUAAACACUGGCCAUGACCUACAGAGGAGAGGUCUAUUUCUUUCCCGUACUGUAUCCGUUUUUAUUAUAUUGUUGGCAGGCUAUAAGUUUAAUUGACUGCUACUGAACUUUAUUCUGCAUAAUGGUUUAUCAUUGAACAUUUCGUUUAUGUUUAAAAUGUUUAU